Messenger RNA from Rhopalosiphum maidis (corn leaf aphid), 1987 nucleotides. RefSeq names its product protein TRC8 homolog. Gene Ontology annotation, biological process: ERAD pathway. Gene Ontology annotation, cellular component: endoplasmic reticulum; endomembrane system. NCBI's taxonomy places the organism in Eukaryota, Metazoa, Arthropoda, Insecta, Hemiptera, Aphididae. Gene Ontology annotation, molecular function: ubiquitin protein ligase activity. The coding region runs from base 51 to 1853 and encodes 600 amino acids. The record is from RefSeq and is a predicted model, not a curated record. The transcript is spliced from 8 exons.
GGUUUUAUUACUCUGUGUUAUUUGAUCAAAUAUUUAAUACGACUGCCAUCAUGAGACUCUGUGAUUUUUUGAGAGUCCCAGCUUUAUUUAUUAUGGACCAAAUUUUCAAAAUUAGUUUCGGGUUUGAAAAUCUUGAUGGUAUAAUAAUUAAUUUACAUAAUACCUCCAAGAACGGUGACUUUACGCAAUACUACAAGCUCAUGUUUCUAUUCUUCACCAAAAUAAUAGUAUCUUGUUUAAUAUUUGGUUUAUCAUUAUGUUUAUUGGCUCUACCUACCCGGUACUUGUACUUAGUAUACUUACAUUCAGUUUCUGUUUGUGUUGUACUUUUAUCUUAUUGGGCAAAUACAGAAACACUAAAUGUUUUAUCGGAGAAAUAUGAAAACUUUAUAACAAUUAUGAUAAACGGAGCUGUAACAUGGGAUGUAGAUAUAAUUAUACAUCAUUUUAAACAAUUACAAAUAGUAAAUGUCCUAUACUUGUUAUUCUUUAAUGUAAUACUACAGAUUUUUCUAUCACAAGUAUUUGACUUCUUACAAGUUUGUACCACUAAUCAUACCAACCAUAAAGUUUUUAAUUUAGGUUUUAUUAUGCCUACUAUAAUAGCAUUAAUACCUGGUUCGCAUGCAUUUUUAAAUACAGUAUCUGUGUUAUUAACAUUGUUGCCAUUGUUUAUCAUGCUAAAAACAUUAUUGCUAAAUAUAUUUACAAUAAUAGACUUAUUUUGCCAUGGAUAUAAUCAUAUCCGAUUGACCAUUAAUACUUAUGAAAUAAAUAACCUUAUUAUAAUUGAAUGGUCUCGUCUCAAAAUCCCAAGUGUUUUACGAAUAUUUUGGGCUAUGCGAGUAUUGGAACAAAUGGCAUACUUGUUAACUCAGAAAGAAAUAAAAAAUGAAACUUUGUUUAAAGUUGUAAAAUAUUUGUUGAUUAAAGGUUGUAAUACAUUUACUGCAGUUUUAGGAAUGACAAGUUUUGUAUCAUACUUUUUCUAUUAUCUAGGAGCAUUCAUUCGAUGGAUAUUGUUGACUGAAGAUGUGGAACAGAUUAAUAUUGAAAAUGUGUUGGCAGUAUUAUUUUAUUUACUAGCUAUACAAACUGGACUAACAGUCACAGAGCCAGAAGAACGUUUUGUACAACUUUAUCGAAAUUUUUGUUUAACUUGUGGUAUCCUAUUAAUUUACGUCCAUAGUUUAGUUAAUCCAUUAUUAUUAUCUUUGAGUAUUUCUCAAAAUUCUUCACUUAAUAGGCAUUUAAGACCUCUUUUAGUUUGCGGAUUUCUUUUAGUGCUUUCAUACAAUAUAUUGAUAUACUUGUGGUCUUACAAUUUAUUGAACAAUUGGCUACUAGCAUUUUCUUCCUUAAACAUUCAAAUUAUUAUAAAAGUAUUGGUAACAUUAGCUAUCUAUUCAUUAAAUAUAAUUAAUGAAUAUUAUAGGUUAUUUGAUGAGAAAUUGGAUGAUUAUGUGUUCUAUAUUAAAUCAUUUGGCAGUGUGGUGAAUUUUUGUUUUGGAGUCUGUAUUUUUCUAAAUGGUGUUUAUAAUACAGCUUUUGUAUCUGAUAGUGUAAUCCAUACACCCUUGAUGUGUUUAGAUGCAUAUUUAAUCAUAUGGUGUGGCAUUAGGGACGGAUGGAAAAUAUUCAUUAGACGUCGUAUAGCUAUGCUCAAAAUUGAAUCAUUAGCAGAUGCAACUAAUGAACAAUCAUCAGAAAUUAAUGAUAAUUGUCCCAUAUGUUAUCAAAAAAUGGUUUCAGCAAAAAUUACCAAUUGCAAUCAUUUUUACCACGGUACAUGUCUGCGUAAAUGGCUCUAUUUACAAGAUUACUGUCCAAUGUGUCAUACAGUUGUAUCCUAGGCAUAAUUGUCAACCAUCCAUAACGCAGUGAAUAAAUAUAGAAUAUUAGAUAGAAUUUAAACCUAUUUCAAAGGUCUUCAAAGUGUUUUUGAAGUUGAUAAUUCUUAGAUAAUUUUAAUUGAUUAGAUUUUUUA